Molecule: messenger RNA, 2301 nt
Organism: Bombus terrestris (buff-tailed bumblebee)
Lineage: Eukaryota; Metazoa; Arthropoda; Insecta; Hymenoptera; Apidae
Exons: 13
Coding region: 613-2064 (483 amino acids)
Source: RefSeq, a predicted model, not a curated record
AAUGGUAGGAAAGGAGGGGAGAAUAAGAGAAAAGCGAACUCUAAUACUCGUAUCUAAAAUACAUCUAGAUGGCGUAAUCGAUGUUCAAAUUUCAUUUUAUCUGUAUUGUUAACGGUAAAUGUGUAUGCAAAGUAUGUAAAUGGAUGAUUGCGUGUUAAUCAUAUCUUUUGUUUUAAUGGAAAAACUAUUUAAACUAAAACUACAUAGCUCUACAUUGAUUAUAAACAACAGAAUUUUUCAUAACAUCUUUGUCAAUCCUAGAAUGCAAGAAAAAAUUGGUAACACUGCACAAGUUUGUAUUGUACAACCUGAAAUGUUAUGCUGCUAAAAUAUCUGAAUAUCAUAAAAUGAAAUUAUCAUCUUUAUCACGUUUUAUUAUUAUGUCUUAAAGUGCUGAUUAAAUAUUUAAUAUAACACAACAAAAUGCCAUGAUGUUAGUGAGGAAUAUAAUAUAAAGUUAUAUAUUUUGUGUAACAUAAGCUACCAUUGAAAGAAAUUAUGAAUAUAUAUAUAUAGCGGUGUUUUUAUAAAAUUCCAUCACUUGAUGCUAACGCCACCUAGGAGUACAAUACUAUUUAAAUUGAAUCGGGUGGUUUAAGGACUGCACGAAAGAUGGCUAAAAAGACAACACCGGCGGCAUUACAAACUGAAAUUUCUAAUAACGAGGAAUGGGAGAAGCUCCUUACAAAACCAGGGUUAAUAGUGGUCGACAUAUAUUCAGAAUGGAGUGGACCCUGCACAGGGAUGGUAAGCACUCUUAAAAAAAUCAAAAUGGAAAUUGGAGGAGAUACGUUGAGCUACGCCAUGGCAAUGUGCGAUUAUAUUACGAACUUAGAACGUUUUCAAGGGAAAAGUGAACCAACAUGGAUGUUCAUACACAAUGGUCGGAUGGUAAAUCUUAUAUUUGGUGCUGACUGCCCACAAUUAUUAAAAGUAUUAACAAUGGAAUUGCAACGAGUACAAAAUAACGAGGAACACGAGUUUUCUUUAGAUGUAUCGGAAAGAAGUCCAGAAGAAAUGAAACGAUUAAAAAUUAUCGAAGAAACUAGAAUAGCUAAAGAAACAGCAAAGAAGGCUCGAAAAGAAGCGGAAGGUAUAGCACGAUAUGAAGCCGAAAUGUUGUAUCUGACUACUUCACUAAGCAAAGAAACUUGCCUUUUACUUUUUCCGUGGGUUUUUAAGGAUGAAGAAUGUCAUAAAAGAGAUAAAAGAUCUAGCCCUCCGUACAUAGAAUUGGUUGAAGAAAUACUAAUAGGAAAUUACACUGUCGAACAAGAAAUACGAAAACGACUCGAUGAAGAUAUUCUAUCUACGAUGUUUAAUGAAUCUAAUUACGUAUUAUCAUCAAAUGCUAAACAACUACUUCUAGAUGGGAAAUGUAUGUUUAUGCGAUUAAAAGUUAGCGAAACAAAACCAGAAAUUGAUGUUCAUAAAUACUUGUUAAAUCUUUUAUUUGGAGAACCGAAAUUACCCAAUACGGAAACAAUUCUUAAUGAAGAAUGUUACGCUGGUCGACAUCGCCCUGCGUAUAUAACAAGCGAAAAUGAAAUUUUUCCAAUCGUAUGGACACCACCAAAUUGUCGAAAUAAGGCAAUUGUUUUUCGUACUAUUUUUCCAACAUAUACCAAUACUACAUAUCACUAUGAAGAUAAAACUACGAAGGUACCUAUAGUAGUAUUCAAAUAUGACUACAUGAGAAAGAAUGAGCUGAAAAUGGUUUUACAAGAAUUUGAAGACGAAGUAGUUAACUUUGGCAUUUUUGAAUCUGAUAAGCCACUAGAAGCAAAACUUAUAGCAAAGAAUAUUACGGAAUUUGAAUUGAAUACAAAAGAAAGAACAGGAUACGAGAUAUUUGUAUGUGUUAUAAAAAAAGUAGAAUGUGAAGCGUUUUUAGGAUUUGCAGGUAUUGGACCUUAUCAUGUAAGUGAAAAUCUGGAAAAGGGCAUAGAGGAAUCAAAACAAUACUUCCCAGAUGUUACUGCUUCCGAAGAAACACAAUCAGACGACGAAGAAAAACCGGAAGAGUUAAUAGAAAAUACGGAAGAAAACAAAAAUGGAACAUGAAAUAUUACUUACAGGUGUAUCUAAAUUUGCAUCUUAUUUGAAAUUAUAAUUUCAAUUGUACGUUUCAUAAAAAGUGAAGGAAUUAAUAAUAUAUAAAAAUAUUGUUAUGAAGCCAACAUUUAUUUUCCAGCCACCUAAACUUGCUAUAUGAAAGAAUGUAGAAAUAGACAAACUGUCUAAAUAUUGCAAGUCAAUGUAAGGUUAUGGUACAAUAAACGAUGGCAAAUAAACAAAAUU